Cottoperca gobio is the source of this 1865-nucleotide messenger RNA. It is a transcript of the gene zswim2, whose product is annotated as zinc finger, SWIM-type containing 2. NCBI's taxonomy places the organism in Eukaryota, Metazoa, Chordata, Actinopteri, Perciformes, Bovichtidae. The record is from RefSeq and is a predicted model, not a curated record. Gene Ontology annotation, molecular function: ubiquitin protein ligase activity; zinc ion binding.
AGCGGAAGUAGUGAACAGGUGUAUAUAAUUAGCACUAAUUAGUAAGUCAACAUUGUCAUAGUCACAAGUUAACCGUCGUUUUUAUUUCUUAAAACGGGAUAAUGUUUGGCUAUGUAAUAGCUUAGGAGACAGUGUAAAUGUUACAAUACAUUAGGAGUUCCGAGCUACUUCCAGGGGCAGUAAUAUUCCGUUUUAAAAUAAGUCAUAUUAGUCGUGCUAACUAGUUAGCUAACAGCUACCUGACGUCCCCUUCCCGCGUCUAUCUGUAAGCUAUAAAGCUAAACGCACGUGUGUCCUGGUUUCGGCAGAAGCAAACUUGAGGAAUAUCCAGGAUGUUCAGGAGAAGUGCCUGGAGGCACACUGUCAGUGAUGCAGUGCGUUUCCACCAAGAGCAAGCCCUCAACACCACCAUGUUUGUCCUGAAAACCUUCGGACCAACAAGGUUUCUGCUCGGAGAGGGAGAGACCACGACCUUCAGGGUGUGCCUGGGUGACCCACAUGCGUGUUCUUGUUCUGUGUUCAUCAAGGAGCAGGUGCCAUGCAAACACAUCUGCUGGGUUUUAAUGCGAAGAUUCAAACUGCCAAUAGCUCAUGAAUAUUCAUUUCAGCAUGGACUUCUGGAGGGACAGAUCUCGAAGCUGCUCGAUGGUUUACACCAACACAAAGACCACCGGACCAGAAAUGGUCCCACUGAAAGUGUCUGCCAGAAAGUGAUCCAAGCCCAAGAUGUGUGCCCUAUCUGCCAAGAAGAUCUGCUAGAGGGAAAACGGCCCGUGUCUUACUGCAGGUUCGGUUGUGGCAAAAGUGUUCACAUCACUUGCAUCAAGGCGUGGGCGGAACACAAGGGAUUCAAAGAAACCGUGAAGUGCCCUCUGUGCAGGGAGGACUUCAGCUCGUUGACGUUACUCCAGGAGCAGGUGAAAAAUGCAGCAAAGCUCUUCAGUGUUGCUGAGAGAGAGACGUCACAACGACACCUGGGAGUUUCCUGUCACAGGUGCAGGGUCUCCCCUGUCACCGGCAGAUGUUUUAAAUGCACGGUCUGCAGUUACUUCUAUCUAUGUGAGAAGUGCUCAAAGAAGGGCUGCCACCCACAGCAUCCAUUUGCUUCACGUACAAACAGGAUGAAGAAGUGGCACCUUGUGGUCGAGGACCUGCGAGAUGAAACCAGGGGGGCGUCCUCUCAGCCACAAAAUGACAGCAUCAUCCCUGAAGCUGCAGACCCUGUGCCAGAACAUGUGUUGCGCGGUCUACCUACAGUCAGGGUGAAAUCGGGGGCUCGGCUCCUGGAUGUGGGACAGCAGUGUCGGAUCUGUCUGCUGGAUUUUAUCCUGGGCCAACAUGUCCGAACUCUGCCCUGCCAGCACAAGUUCCAUGCAGACUGUGUGGAUGGGCUCCUAAGGAAAUCAAACUGCUGCCCCUUGGAUGGAUAUGUCAUUUAUAACCCCUUGACAAGGAAGAAUGAGCACAGUCUUGGUAACACACAGCAACAGAGGCAGACGGAGACUUAAACUUUACCGUUAAUGACGAUGACUAGCAGUGGAAAUGAUUUUCAUUUGUAAGCAUAGCGAAUGAUUUAAGUGCUCGUUGCUACAUUUAAAAUGACAAAGCUCAGGCUUGUUGUACGCUCCCUUUUUUUAAAAGACUCCCUCUUUAGGCUAACUUAAAACACAAUCCUGGUGCUUCCCUUUGUUUGCUUCGUAUUUAUUUUAAAGGACAUUUUUAACUAAUCAGGUGUUUCCGCUCUGGCAACACGUGCCAAAGAUGCUGCUAAAAAUGAAUCGGUUCCUGUUGGUUUGGGACACAUUUGAUCUAAUUUAUACAAAACAUUAAAGUAUGUAUUUAUGUACAAAGCUAACUAUUAAGUG